AUGGAACCUCCAAAGCCGGCCUCCGCCUAUACACCGGCCCAAUUAACGAAGUAUUUGAACUAUAUCGCUCUACCACACCAAUAUGCACCAUAUAUCAACAACCCGGGAUCAUUCCCCCAAACCGAAGAAGCAUUGAAAGAUCUCUUCCGGUGCCAGAUCACUCGAUUCCCAUACGACAACCUAACAUGUCACUAUUCCGCUACCCAACUAGCAGAGAUCCAACCCCACAGAAUCUACACCAAAGUCAUCGGGUGUGACGACACAACCCCCUCCUGUCGAGGAGGCUACUGUUUGGAACUGAGUAUUUUCUUCCACCAUGUGCUACGUGGCCUAGGAUUCUCGGUGUACCUGACGGGCGUUCGGAACCGGGAACGGAUUGAUGGUAUACCGCAAGGAGAAUUCAAAGGAUGCACAGAAGAAAAACGACUAAACGAUGAACCAAGGACACACAUCGUGAACAUCGUCCGUCUACCUAGCGGUGCAGAGUACCAUCUGGACGCGGCAUUCGGCGGAGACGGGCCAACUAGUCCUUUGCCAUUGAUAUCGGGUCAGAUAACACAGAAUCUGGGCUCUCAGGAAGUGCGAUUGAUUUACGACAACAUGCCGAAACAGACACGCAAAGAGCAGAAGGUCUGGAUAUACCAAUAUCGCAAUAGUGCGGACAAGCCGUGGAAUUCGUUCUAUUCGUUUGCAGAACUGGAGUUUUUUCAAGAAGAUUUCGAAGUGAUCAAUCGAUUUACGAGCUGGGAAGCUGUGGAAAAAUCCAGAUUCGUAGUGGUGAAGUUCAUUCGAAAUGGGGAGACGGCGGGAUUGCCUUUGUUGGAGGGAGAAGUGUUGGAGAAGACGGAUGAUGUUUCUAUCGCUGGGAAGAUCAUGAUGGCUAACAAUGUCAUCAAGUUGAAUAUGGGCGGUAGGACGAGGAUCAUUGAUUCAUUUGAAAGUGAGGAGGGGAGGUUUGAAGCGCUGAAGAAGUGGUUUUCUAUCUAUUUGUAA
Molecule: messenger RNA, 993 nt
Organism: Penicillium robsamsonii
Lineage: Eukaryota; Fungi; Ascomycota; Eurotiomycetes; Eurotiales; Aspergillaceae
Exons: 2
Coding region: 1-993 (330 amino acids)
Molecular function (GO): acetyltransferase activity
Source: RefSeq, a predicted model, not a curated record